This is a messenger RNA of Abrus precatorius (Indian licorice), 900 nucleotides long. RefSeq lists its product as uncharacterized. The coding region runs from base 34 to 687 and encodes 217 amino acids. Lineage: Eukaryota; Viridiplantae; Streptophyta; Magnoliopsida; Fabales; Fabaceae. The record is from RefSeq and is a predicted model, not a curated record. The transcript is spliced from 2 exons.
AGGUGGUUGCAGAAGAAUUGAGUUGGUGGGUACAUGACAUUCCCUUUGGCAAUGAAUGUGAGCCAAAACCUUCCGCUGCAAACAACGAUCCAUCUUCCUCUUCCGCCAAAUGUUCCAAUUUCACGGAGACACACUUUCUCUCCUCUCACUUCAGCUUCAGAGACUACCAAUCAAACACUUAUGCCAACCAUGUCCGAUAUUCUAGAAGCUUCCAGAGCACAGAAACUCGACCUUCACCUCAAAACUUUCGGACCCUUUUUCAGAAUCACAGCAAGGAGCUUGGUAACCCACAGAGAGCUUGGAAGGGCUGAGGGAUUCAUAAGAUUCUGGAUCGAAGGCACCAUUCUUCACUUGGACUCUAUCAAACUCCAAAGAGAAACUCUUGCCAUGGAAAAAUCAAUAUUUGGACUUGGUUUGUUCAUUGGAGCCGUUGCAAUUCGACAUGGAUAUGAUUCUGGCUGCAAAAUAGCUCAGUUAUUAGCCAUCAAUGAUUCAGAUCUUUACCAUUCUAAGUUGGUGAGGUUCUACACGAGACUUGGGUUUAAACGAGUGUACGAAGUGACAGGCUCAUCGGUUGGGGAUCUUGCACACAUGCUUGUGUGGGGUGGUGUUGGUACCCGCAUGGAUGCCAGUGUUGAAGAACUCAUGAUAAAAUGGUGUACAAGAUUUAAAGCACCACAUAAAUGAUUCAAUUUUUAGCAAAGGCAAGAACACAGUAAGAAAAUAUAGAUAGUAGCAAAAAAAUAUCAUUCUUUUGCAUCAACAUCAGGGCUUAUGAUGGAUUUGCAGCUGACAUAUGUUCGAUUUUGUAAUUUAUGCAUACAUAUUUUUCUUUUAACAAAUAUAUAUACAUAUUUUGUAAUUUAUUUAGUGUAAUCAUACACGUCAAAGUUUAUUUAC